This is a messenger RNA of Bacillus rossius redtenbacheri, 1255 nucleotides long. RefSeq names its product tubulin polyglutamylase complex subunit 2. The record is from RefSeq and is a predicted model, not a curated record. Gene Ontology annotation, biological process: protein polyglutamylation. NCBI's taxonomy places the organism in Eukaryota, Metazoa, Arthropoda, Insecta, Phasmatodea, Bacillidae. The transcript is spliced from 4 exons. The coding region runs from base 99 to 923 and encodes 274 amino acids.
ACAUUUCUAUAGCAACCAUUUAAAAUCGAUUUGCUUACAAUUACUUUUUGUGAUAACAGAGUAUUUGAUGAAACCUGUAUUUGAUUUUAUUGUAAGCUAUGUCUCUUGUUUCUGAUUCAGAGUCAGAAAAUCUUUUCUACCAUAAUCUGACAGUAGGAGUGAUGGAAAUAUUAGAGGGCACGGAAGGGGUGCAGGACAUAGCGGUGGAGAAGCGGCUGCCGUGCGAGCGUGUGCUGCUCUCCUCCUGGGAGCAGAGACACUGCUGCACCCUCCCUGAGGACCUGCGGCAGUUCUACCUCUCCACAGACGGCUUCCGCCUCGUCUGGAACUACCGGUACACAGGGCAGGUGCUGCCCGUCGGGAACAUGCGCGUGAACGCCAUCUCAGAGCUGCGCCGCGUGGGAGGCCUGAAGAGCGGCGGCGACGCGGACUGCCCCAACCCGCUGGACGCGGAGGCGUGCUGGCGGGGGGAGCAGCAGGAGGAGGGCUUGCAGCGGCCGUCGCUGGGGGCGCACUGCAAGGUGUUUGAGCUGGACCCGUGCGGGGGGCUGGGCAAGGUGUGCCUGGCGUACGUGGGCGGCGCGGAGCGGGAGCUGCAGCGGCACGGCCCCUCCGUGUGGCUGCUGGACCGCUGCUGCCGGUGGCACCCGCUGGCCCGCGGCUUCACCCAGUACUUCCGCAUGAUGCUGGUGCACCUGGGGCUGCCGCAGUGGCAGUUCCGACACACCCCCGCCGGCCUCACGCCCUGGGCAGAGCAAAUGUUCGCAAUGAUCGCGCCACACCUCCUCCAGAACGACAAUUUUCCGACGCAUGGCGAGGAGUGGGACCUGGAGACACACAGUGUGGACCCGGCCAUCUUCAAGACGCAGCGGAAGACCUCCAGGAAGCGAAGCGAUGCUAAGCCUCCCACUCUCCCAGACUGACUCACUUCAGUCUUCACUCUGCAAUAAAAAUCAUUUUGUAACACAAGUGUCAAGCAACGGAAUAAACGAGGUAAAAUUAUUUUUGUUUAUAUGCUCAGUUGUCAGUUCCGCUUCAUCUUGCGGUAGAACAGAUGUGAAGUCUAUUGCAUGCACAAGUUCACCUUUUCGACAGAUUCAAUGAAGCAUUAAGCUGUCAUGUCUCACAAAUUAUUAUAUAAAAUAAAAUAUACACACAUAGAGUACUGUUUUCCAAGGAACUCAGCUAGCCAACAAUUUCUAUUAUAAUUUUUCUUAGAAAUAAAGUACAGUAAUCAAUAAAGACAAGAUUUGUG